CGCAUGUCCGUUUGCACGAAUUCCUGGCGACAAAAUAAACUAAACAACAUGAUACCAGAAAGAUAGCAAUAAUGUAGUACAGGGAGCUAAAGCCAACAAUAUCUGAAUAUGAAUUACGGGUUGUUAAACUUUAAAGCUCAAAAUGGCAAACCUGGGAUAUUUUGGACAAAUGAACAACAGAAGAAGCCUCUGAAGAAGGUUGACUACAAAACAAGAAAACAGCCGUUUGAAAUACGACAUCAUCCCAAAAACUAUGACAGAAUAGAACCAGAGGUUGACAAUAUUCUUAAACCUCUACCAGAUGACAAGCCAAAGGAACCAGAGAAACCGAAAAAGCCAGCCAAAAACUUCAUCCAGAAGAACCGAGAAAGACUAGGCAAGGGCAAGAAAGGGAAGGAGGAUGAAAAGGAUGGGACGGUGACCUUGACCCAGGAGCAGCUGAACGCUAUUUUAGCUUCAGUGGGAAAGGUAGCCUCGGGAGAGGAGGAGAAACUAAAAAUACAUAUAGAUUCAGAGCACAAUGAGGUGACGAUAGAAUCCCCCCGUAGGAGGGAGCACAGUGAUGAUGAAACAGAAAAGCACCACAGAGACCGGUCAGAGAAAGAGAAUGGUCACUCCAAGUCCAGAAAAGACCGUAGGAAGAAGGAGGAUGAUAGUAUCUAUGCUUUAAUGGGCGGAGACACAAAUCGGUCCAAGAAAGACAGGGACCGGAGAACCGAGCGUGAUGGAUCGGAUGAGCGAGAUCAUCAUCACAGAAGGUCACGGGAUGACUCACGAGAACGACACAGGAAAACAGAGCAUGACUACUCAGAAGAAAGAAGCUCUCAUCGAGACAGGAGAUCUCACGAUGACUCGAGAGAUAGAAACCAUUCCCGAGAAAGGUACAAAAACUAUCGUGAUAGAGAUCGUAAUCAGGAUCGUGAGAGGGAGAGGCAUCCCGGCUACGACCCUGAUUACGAUCGUAAAAAGAAACAGGAAGACUCGACAGAGAGGAUUCUAAAAGAUCUGCGACAGAAAGCAGAGGAUCAACUCGAGAAGAGCCGGGGAAAUGACAGACUCAGAGAAUCCAAGUCUAAAGAGAAUGAUAUUAGGGACUCCAAAAAGUAUGAAUCCACAAACCAUCUUUCACCUGACCCUAACAUUGAAAAUAUCUCCCCCCGAGAGAUAGCUGGUAUCCCUGUGUCCCUCCCCUGGAAGCACAUGACUGUAGCCGAAAGGCGGAGGUUAAUGAUUGCUCGAGAGAAGGUUAUAGCAGAGGCUGAAAAGAGAAAGGAGGAGGGAGUGAAAUCUAAGUGGAGGGAAAUGGUGAAGGAGGAAACUGAGAAGUUAGAGACCAGGAAAAAGAAGGAGAGCAGAAGACGCAGUCCCAGCUACUCACCUCCGCGGUCUCGAGAUGGCUCAGGGGAUAGGAGGCGAGACAAUUCUAGGGAUCGCAGAGAACGGUCGCGAGAAAGGAGGCGAGAAAGGGUAUCACCAUCUGACAGACGCGAGUCCAGAUCAAGGGAAAGGAGGCGCAGGUCACCGUCAGAUGAUCGCAGGGAAUCUCACCGAGAGAGGCGAAACUCAAGGGAGAGAUCUCGUGAUGACUCGUCAGACAGAUCGAGACAUAGGUCUCGGAGGCGGUCUCCCUCACCGUCCAAUCGACAGGAGGACAAGACCAGCAACACUAGUGUAGCAACAAAUGUCAGCACCAGGCCCCCCACAAAUAUGUCACUAGCGGAGAAAAAGAGGCUACAGUGGGAAAGGGAAAGAGCGGAGUCACAAGUGGGAUACACCCCCUGGGGAAAGCCUGGAGCAGGUGCCCCUCUGAGGACCAAGUCUGGGAAGCUGGCCGCGGACUACAGAGCUAGACAGGAGGACUAUCCAGAAACUAUUGAUGAGGAAUCACAUACUGUCAAUCAAAACAGUUCCCAGAAUGCAUCUGAGAACAACAAGAGCAGACGACAAAGGAAAGAGUCGGAGAAAAGGGAGGAAGUCCAGAGGAAUCAACAGCCAACUGUUAGUACGUCUAGUCGUAAUGUUCCAGCCGCCAUGAGAAGCUCCUUCAUAUUUGGGCAAAUUGCUCCAGAUGCUGACAUGUAUGAAACGACCAAAGAACAGGAAAGACAACAAUGGCUGAAGGACCUUGAGAGGCAAAGAGAAGAAAAGCGAGAACAGCAGAUCCAAGAUUAUGAGGGUACACACCAAGGGAAGAAUACCUGGGCAGAUAAAUUUUCUAACGAUUACCGCCCUGCACGGCUUCCAGAGCAGCUGCCAGAGACUGUCAGACGUGAAGAUGUCGACGCUGCUGCAGACACGAAUCGUAUCAGCAGUGCUCCUGUUAAUGUGUCGCAGACGAUCAAUGACAGCGAAGACAAAUCAUACAUUAGAGGUCAAAAUGUCUAUAUGGAUCCGGUAACAAAGAAAGAGCUAGAAGAUUCCAGACAGAGACAGCUAGAGCAUCAGAGGGCUGUGAUGGAACAAGUGCAGGAGAAGCAGCGACAGAAACAACUGGAGCGUGAACGAAAGAUGGCGGAAGAUGCAGAGGAGGAGAGAAAACUUCAGGCAGAGCGUGACCGCCUACAGCGACAGUUUGAAAUGGAACAAAACAAGCUGAAGAUGAGAGAGGUUAAGAGACAAGAAGAGGUGGAGCGUCUGAAGGCGGCCAUGGAUGAGGCUCACGAGAAAGCCAUGAGAGAGAAGUACUCCAGGAAGAUGCAGCACCUAGAACAGGGCGGCCAUGACACCUCCCAUCUCAAGGCUAAUCUAGCAGCUGUACUUGGUGAAGAUUUGACAGAGAGAGAUGCACCUACAAAUCGUCAGGGCUAUGAGACUUUGCGGAAUGCCCAGCCUUUAGCAAAAAUAACCCCAAGAGGAGACCCAAACCACAUUGUUCCCAGUCAAGUUCCUGGUCUGGAUCUGGAGUUAUCUCCCCGUGCUAUAGGUCCACCAACAGCCCAGUACACACAGAAGGACUCGUACCACGAACCUCAUUACAUCGAAAACCGAGUCUUAACCCCCAAUAAAUACAGACAACACGGCCACACAUCCGAGUUUGGCACUCAGACUGGUAUGAAUGCUCAAUAUCAGAUGGACACUGAUAGAGAUGAAGAUACUCCUUUGGAGUCAAGAAGAGCCUUAGAGACCAAGAGAGAAGCCACUGAUGUGGGCAUUAUGUACAAGUUAGUGAAUGGAAAGAGAGUACGUGUGAAGAGCGCUCCCAAAGAGGAACUCCAGAAAAACCGAGAACAAAGAGAAAUUCCCAGAAAGAAAGCCGCAGAGAAAAAGAAAGAUAAAAAACUCUGGAAUUACCAAAAUAAAAAUCUAAAGAAGCCAAUCAAACAGUCAGAGAAAGAUCCCUUAUAUCUGAAGAAAAAGGAGGAGAGUCGAGUAAGAAGGCAACAAAGGGAACAGCGACUUCUGGAGAUGGUGGAGAAAAACAGGGAUAUUAUCCCCACGGAAAGGCAGAACAGGACCCCGGGGCAUUCACGGGAACACUCUCCCUUCUCAGAGGGGGGCCGCACUCCUAGGAGUACAGUGAAGGAAUACAGUGCUUAUAGUGUAAGAAGAGCUAGAUCCCACUCUCCAGAUAGGAGUGACUCCCGGACAGCCACUAGAACACUAGAAAGGACUGACUCCCCCCCAAACAGGAAGUCUCCCGUCAGUCAUCAUUCCAUCUCACCUGUUCCCACUGGGAGACGGUCCCCACCUAUUCCUGCUCUACGAAAUAGGAACACAGAUAGGAAUUCUAAUUAUCUAGCAAUAGACUAUGAUGCCUCAGGGAUUGGGACUAGGGUGGUGAAUAGUAAAUAUAACGAUGGGGAUCCACUGGAAAUCCCUGUGGGAAACAGUGACUUUGUGCCAUUUCUGAGGACUGUUGAUAUACUGGACCCCGCCAAGGCUUCCUCGCCAAUGCCACUCUCAAGAGAGGCAACACAAGUGGCCAAUGCCAGAAAAGCUUACAUUAAGGGGAUGAAGCCUGGUAACUAUGGCAACAGGGUGGACACCUAUCAGGAUAGGAUGAGGCUGCCCAAUGAGAGGAGGCAAAAAGACCCCAUCCUGAACCCAUCACUAGUCACAGAUCACCCGACACAGAGACAGGAUGCCAUCUUACAGCAGCUGUCUACCAUGAGAGAGAAUCUUAUGCAGAGACAGCGUGAAUUAGAGACGUUCUCUCCCACUGAUUUAGAAUAGUGCUACUUCAACUCUGAUGUUUUAUAGAAAAGUUCGAAUUUUAAAUGAAAGAGAUUCCAUUGUUACGUAGUAUCUUUGUCUCCACAUGGAGAUAAUGUAUCCAUAGAAGAUAUGGUCAUGUGAAGCUGUGCUUUGUAAAUAAUCAGCAAGAUCUGUUUGCAUGACAUGAAGAUUUGUGAUUGCUCUUGCCAGCUAGCUACAUUGUAUCACAGUACAAUUAAUUUUUCAGCAUAUUUUUAAGUAAUCGAUAUUUUGUGCCAAAUUUAAGAUAUUAUACAUGUAUAUGAGAGUAUAGUGCCACUUCCUUUUAAAAAUAUCACAACAGAAUUUUCAUUAAAUUUAUUAUGAUUUUGUAUGAUCAAUUUUUAUUGUCUUGGUUGAGAAUUAUAUCUAGUUGAUUCUAGAUAAAAUAUUUUAUUGUAAUGAGAAUUCACACAUAUUUUUCCAAAUAUGAAAAUAUUGUAUCGUAAGAUCUCAACUGUUUAAUACCCACGAAUGGGGAAAUUACAAAGAUACACAUAAAUGUAUGGUAAAAAGUGCCCAGUGUUUCGUAACUAAGAAAGCUUAAACAUAUAGGACAUUCCUUUAGGGCCUUACAUAUAAUUAUUAGUUGUAGGUUUAUGAUAGUAUAAGUAAGAGUUUCUGAAUGUUGUUUCCAGCAACACAAUUCCAGCAUAUAAAACGGAGUGUAACAAAUUUCUAUGUUGCUAUUUUUUCGCAUAUUUUUCUGUCCAGUUUUAGCAAAUAAUUGGAAUAAUAACAUAGAUAUGAAAUCUGGUCUUGUUACCCAAAUUUGGUGCUUGAACAGCAUUUCUCAUUUCAGAGUGAUUUGAUAGGAAGUACACAUUUUAUGCAUCAAAGUAAUUACCGUAGUAUGGAAUUGAACAUUAAAUGUACUGAAAUGGCUCUUUCUAUGUAAUGACCUACAGCAUUUUUAUUUUGUAACAAAAGGCCUUCUUUAGAAGAGCAAAGACUUAUUAUAAUCUUAGAUUUUGAUGUAUGACAUAGUAAAGAGGAAGUAAUAUAUGUAUAAUACGAAUUGUUUAGUUGUUAUUUAUUCACAAAGUUCUGACAGAUUUAAAUGAAAUUCUGUUUAUUUCUGAUAUGUGGAAUUUUGUCAGAAUCUUUUAUAGCAAACUAAAAAUAAAUAUUU
Saccostrea cuccullata (small rock oyster) is the source of this 5326-nucleotide messenger RNA. RefSeq names its product trichohyalin-like. The record is from RefSeq and is a predicted model, not a curated record. Gene Ontology annotation, molecular function: microtubule binding. Gene Ontology annotation, cellular component: microtubule; cilium. The transcript has 21 exons. Gene Ontology annotation, biological process: cilium assembly. NCBI's taxonomy places the organism in Eukaryota, Metazoa, Mollusca, Bivalvia, Ostreida, Ostreidae. Bases 109 to 4173 code for a protein of 1354 amino acids.